Messenger RNA from Austrofundulus limnaeus, 932 nucleotides. RefSeq names its product endonuclease domain-containing 1 protein-like. The record is from RefSeq and is a predicted model, not a curated record. The transcript is spliced from 2 exons. The coding region runs from base 1 to 867 and encodes 288 amino acids. Lineage: Eukaryota; Metazoa; Chordata; Actinopteri; Cyprinodontiformes; Rivulidae. Gene Ontology annotation, molecular function: hydrolase activity; metal ion binding; nucleic acid binding.
AUGGGCUUCCUGCUAGGAGCCGUAACUUCACCAGUGGUGAGGGGACGGGUGGAGGAGGAGCUGUCUCCUGAAUGCAGAGAGUUCCUUUACAUGGGCACGCCGCCAACGGGUCUGGAAGUCCAGUCUGUCAAGUACAUUUGUCAGGUGUACAAGAGCAAGCCACGCUACGUGACUCUGUACAGCGUGGUGGACCACAUACCCAUCUACUCUGCCUACACCUUCAAACGCACGGACGGGGAGUUGUGUGUGGAUGUUCCCUGGAUGUAUGAGCCACAGCUUUCCACUUCCUCUGAAACCAAUGAGAUGCAGCCCUUCCCCACUAGCUACAAGCACCUGAGCUUUGAAGACGCCCAAGCAGUUCUGGAAGACUAUACCAAUGCCAUACACUACCAACGCGGCACCCUGAACCCGGAGGAGCACCAGAAUGAUCUGGAUGACAAGGCCUCCACCUAUACCCUCACCAACGUGGUGCCGAUGGUGCCCGAUGUCAACAACAGAGUCUGGCACGAGCAGGAGCAGGUGGUCCGCCAGCGCCUCAACAACUACUGCCUGGGAAAGGCUUACAUCGUCACGGGCGUCACCACCAUGGGGAGGAUGAUCCGCAGGGAGAACAUGGAUCGCAUCGCCGUGCCCACCUACUUGUGGUCGGCCUACUGCUGCACCGAAUAUGACCACAACGCUCCCUUUGACGAGCGGUACAAGCUGCCGUCGUUCGCUCACUAUGGCCUGAACCAGGAGGAGAACAAUGAGGUGGUAGAAAUUACCGUCCCAAACCUGAAGGACUUCCUCAAGAGGACUUUGUUUGUGAACCAGAACUUUCAGAUCUUUGUGGGGGACUGCAUGCCCUCAUCUGGUCAAACUUAUUGAGAUUAAUGUGAUAAGCUACUUGGUGUCUUGUUGCAGAAAAAUACAACUAUCAAUGCUCAAAUUUC